Messenger RNA from Rangifer tarandus platyrhynchus (Svalbard reindeer), 1272 nucleotides. The record is from the annotation of a GenBank genome assembly. NCBI's taxonomy places the organism in Eukaryota, Metazoa, Chordata, Mammalia, Artiodactyla, Cervidae.
AUGGUUUUCUCAAAUAAUGAUGAAGGCCUUAUUAACAAAAAGUUACCCAAAGAACUUCUUUUGAGAAUAUUUUCCUUCUUGGAUAUAGUAACUUUGUGCCGAUGUGCACAGAUUUCCAAGGCUUGGAACAUCUUAGCCCUGGAUGGAAGCAACUGGCAAAGAAUAGACCUUUUCAACUUUCAAACAGAUGUAGAGGGUCGAGUGGUGGAAAACAUCUCAAAGCGAUGUGGUGGGUUCCUGAGGAAGCUGAGCUUGCGGGGGUGUAUUGGCGUUGGAGAUUCCUCCUUGAAGACCUUUGCACAGAACUGCCGAAACAUUGAACAUUUAAACCUCAAUGGGUGCACAAAAAUCACUGACAGCACGUGUUACAGCCUUAGCCGAUUCUGUUCCAAGCUGAAGCAUCUGGAUCUGACCUCCUGCGUGUCCAUUACGAACAGCUCCUUAAAGGGGAUCAGCGAGGGCUGCCAGCACCUGGAGUACCUCAACCUGUCGUGGUGCGACCAGAUCACCAAGGACGGCGUGGAGGCGCUGGUGCGCGGCUGCCGCGGCCUGAGGGCCCUGCUGCUGAGGGGCUGCUCGCAGCUGGAAGACGAAGCUCUGAAGCACAUUCAGAAUUACUGCCAUGAGCUCGUGAGCCUCAACCUGCAGUCCUGCUCCCGCGUCUCGGAUGACGGCGUGGUGCAGCUGUGCCGCGGCUGCCCGCGGCUGCAGGCGCUCUGCCUGUCCGGCUGCGGCAGCCUCACCGACGCCUCCCUCACAGCCCUGGCCUUGAACUGCCCCCGACUCCAGAUCCUGGAGGCCGCCCGAUGUUCCCACCUGACUGAUGCAGGCUUUACGCUUCUAGCUCGGAAUUGCCACGACCUGGAGAAAAUGGAUCUUGAAGAAUGCAUCCUGAUAACGGACCGCACGCUCACCCAGCUCUCCAUUCACUGUCCCAAGCUGCAAGCCCUGAGCCUGUCCCACUGCGAGCUCAUCACGGACGACGGCAUCCUGCACCUGAGCAACAGCCCCUGUGGCCACGAGAGGCUGCGGGUGCUGGAGCUGGACAACUGCCUGCUCAUCACCGACGCGGCCCUGGAGCACCUGGAGCACUGCCGCAGCCUGCAGCGCCUGGAGCUCUACGACUGCCAGCAGGUCACCCGAGCCGGCAUCAAGCGCAUGCGGGCGCAGCUCCCUCACGUCAAAGUCCAUGCCUACUUUGCCCCCGUCACCCCGCCGCCGGCCGUGGGAGGCGGCGGGCAGCGGCUCUGCAGGUGCUGUGUCAUCCUCUGA